AUGGCAGAUUUACCGCAUAUAAGCAGGGCGGAGAUUGAGCGACGAUUCCAUGAAUCAGGCGAAUUCAAAAAAGCCACGGAGUUUUUGGCGCAGCGGCUACGAGAAAUGCACUGGGAUGAGAAAUUGAGGACUGUUUGCCUGGAUUAUGCGAAAGAGAACGACGUUUCUCGUAUGCCACGUAAAAUCGUGCUGGGGGAUUUGAAAACGCUUGCUCGACCAAUAUUUCCAGAAGAAGUGAAAAAAGAGCUUUCGGAACGUGUUGCUGCUUUUAUAAUGCAAGAAACCGACAAAAAGGAACCAUCCUGA
Molecule: messenger RNA, 306 nt
Organism: Gongylonema pulchrum
Lineage: Eukaryota; Metazoa; Nematoda; Chromadorea; Rhabditida; Gongylonematidae
Source: the annotation of a GenBank genome assembly